AUGGCAGCUGAGCGUCGAGAUGGGAAGCCGUCGCUCCGGGUGGCCAUUGAAGAGAUCAGGAGCUAUGAGGACUUUGUGAAGUUCCGAGGAUCCAGGAAAGAUGAGCCAAUCUUGCUGAGGAAUGCCGCCUUCAACCGGCCCGCGGAUGGCUUUACACUUGAAUCCGUCGCGGAAGCGUUGAAAGACCUGAAGUUGCCGCAGAAAUCCUUGUCUGCGAAACAGGGCGGAAACGCCUCGCAGUGUACUCUGCUUGUUGCAAAUCAAGGUCAGAAUGCUGUCAUCGAUGCCAAGCCCGACUUUUGGGACCCGCAAGGCUGCUCCUUUGGCAUCUUGGCAGAGAAGAUCUGCAAGGACAAGCACUACCUCACCACUCGAUCAGGCAAAGGUCGCGUGAAGCGAGUGGGAGAUGUACUUUGCUAUGACAAGGUGGAAGAUGAAGAUAGAAAGGAUGUGCUUGUGGAGUCCUUCCUGGAAAGAGCGCCAUUUCCACUGCUGUUGGAAGAUGAAGCACCGUUUCAGGUGGCUUAUUGGAUGGGCAGCACUGGGAACAACUUCGGCUUACAUACGGACAUGUUCACUGAGCAGUUCUUAUGUCAACACCAGGGCACCAAAGAAGUGCUUUUGCUUCUGCCGGAGGAUGCUUCCCUGGUGGAUCCGUUUCCCUUUCUGGAAACCACUCUCUACUACAAGUCACGCUCACGCAGCGUGAAAAAUCUGCAUCCUGGCGCAGCACGGGAAGUUUUGCGAAUAAUCAUGCAGCCAGGAGAUGUGCUAUAUAUGCCUUCGUGGUGGUGGCACGAAGUUCGUACCCUGGAAGGUCCGUCUUGUUCCACAACCUAUCGAUUUCACCUUGAGGAUGCAGAUCGAUUUCUGAAGGUGAUGAACUUAUUUUACCAGUUCCACAAGUCAGCAGCCGAGUAUGGCACUGGGCACUUGGCGAAGCAUUUGCGUUCAUUCUUCGUUCAUGCACUGCAGCCGAGCAAAAAAACUGGAGAAGGUUGGUUCAUUCCACUGGUCAGCUGCACCUUGGGCUUCGGCUUCGGAUGGCUUUGCGCAUUGAGGCCCUGCGCAGAGAUCAAUGAGCUGCUUCAGCCGGAUUUUCCGGGCGCAGUCUGGGAUGAAGUCUCAAGGCGCUUGGCGCCCUUACUGGUGCAAGCUGAAACAGGCGCGGUGCAACUGAAACGCUUGCUACAGAUCUGUGCAGAGCGAAAAGUGCCACCGGAGGAGCGAGUCCAGGUACACAAGAGGUUGGCGAAGUUUUUUUGGAGCCAGCUGGAUCCCCGGCGUCGAGUGGAGGCGUGCUUCCACUUCUUCCGCACCGGAAAUUUGGCGAGACUACUGGACACGCUGGUGGAGUGGCCAAUUUUUCAGGUCUUGGAACGCGAUCAUCGUUCUGCACUUCUGGAAUAUUGUCGUGCUGUGGGAGGAUACGCUGUCGUUCGGCGAACCCUGGCGAAGGCUGGAACAGCGCAUCGUCUUCCCCAGCGCAUCGUCGUUGGGAGAUUCCUGAGCCACGUGGGGGAGUUUGCUGCAGCCAAAGAGAUGCUGCUUGAAGCGAAGAAAGAAGCUGCUGUCAGCAAAGACCCCACGGACCUAGGGCAGGUUUGCACCCUCAUCGCAGAGAAUGAGAUUCGCUACUGGGAUUCCUUGCGCAACUGGAGCUCGCCGGGGGCGCUGAAAGAUCUCAUGGACAACUCACAAACGGCAGUGAACAUCUUUGAAGAGCAGCUUCGAUCCUGCGAUCGCAUGAGUUCUCGGGUGGACUACGCACAGGCCUUAAGUCGAUGGGCCAAUGGUUGCUUCAAGAUCUCUUGCGUGACGAACAUGGUCUUUGCGUACCGUUUCCUAGGGAAGGCGGAUGAUGCCAUCCAGAAAGUGGAGGAAUUGUUCAAGGGCUGUCCUCCAUCGAAAGUUCUGGGUCGCGCCAUUUUGGUGCGCGGUGUGGCCAAGUUGGUGCUCGGUCACAAUCGACAGCGCUACACGCUGCCCCACCGCGAAAUUCUGGUGGAGGCAUCUCAGUUGCUGAUCCGUGCGGAGGAGAUCUUGGUGAAAGCCGCCGGCGAGGUGAACGAAGGAUCCAUCUAUACGCAUGGCAACCUGGGGGAGCUGUACCUGCAUGACGUGGGGCAUGUGCCUUUGGCCUUGCUACACAACACCAAGAGUUGUUUGGUGGGUCUGAAACUUUGGGGUGCAGAGCAUCCUAACGUGGAGCGCAAGCUGCGCGAGUUCGCCGCCAUUCUGGGUGCGGUGGGUUUUUCAAGCCAUGCUCAGCCGGUGCUGGCUGGAGAUAUGCAGGCUCUGCAAGAAAUGCUGCAAAUUUUCACAUCCCAGGAGCACUUGCUGGACUUCGAUCUGCAGCAAUGGCAGCGCGAAGAGGACGCUGCGGCCUUGGAUUACGCCUCCCGCAGAUGGCCGGCUCCAGAGGAUGACUAAGCCCUAGAGGCUGGCGCUCCAAGCUGAGUUCUGAUUUCGAAAAAAA
Messenger RNA from Cladocopium goreaui, 2479 nucleotides. The record is from the annotation of a GenBank genome assembly. NCBI's taxonomy places the organism in Eukaryota, Dinophyceae, Suessiales, Symbiodiniaceae.